Fraxinus pennsylvanica is the source of this 909-nucleotide messenger RNA. Lineage: Eukaryota; Viridiplantae; Streptophyta; Magnoliopsida; Lamiales; Oleaceae. The record is from the annotation of a GenBank genome assembly.
AUGGCAAAAAGGACAUGGCAUCUGCCUCGUAAACUUGCAUUGCAGGCGUCCUACAAAGGGAAGGCAAAUUUCAUUCUCAAUUUCUCUCUCUCCAUUUCAUUGCGCUUUGUGCGGAUGGAAACCGGAACCAGUACUGCUUCUGCUUCAGCUCCUGCAACUGAAAAUUACACUCAUAAACCCGAUCAUUUGCACCACCGUGACAUUCUCCCUUCCUCCUCUAUUCUUAUUAUAGUCGUACCGAUCAUUAUCACGUUCUUAAUUCUCGCAAUACUGUUGUUAAUUGUAAUGCUCCGGCGCCUGCAAUCUACCAAGUAUAAUCGCAACGACGAAAGUGGUAAAGGUGUAAUCAACGACAGCAAUUGCAUGUUUCUUUCUCAUAACACCAUAAACAUCAAUUCCAGUCCAGCAGAAGUGAUGAGCGGCGGGUGUCUGUACGGAACCGGUUCGAAUCGCCCGCAGCUACCUAAAUUGAGAGAUGCACAAGUAUUUACGUUCAAGGAUCUGGAAAUGGCUACUGAUAAAUUUAGUGAAGCAAAAUUGAUAGGGAAUGGAGCAUAUGGAGUGGUUUACAGAGGGAUCCUUAGUGAUGGGACUGUGACAGCAAUUAAGAUGCUGCACCGUGAAGGCAGACAAGGAGAACGCGCUUUUCGAUUAUUUAGCGAAAAAUUGAAUAAACCAAUAGAGAAAACAUAUGGGAUUCUAAUGUUAGGUAGAUCUACUGAGCCGCUUGCACUGCCCAUACAUAGCGCAACUUCUAGGCUACUGUGCAGAUCAAAACCACCGACUAUUAGUUUUCGAGUACAUGCCAAAUGGUUCUCUUCAGAAGCAUCUCCAUCCUGGCAAGAAUCAAUCCAAAACGAGACCAUUGAAUUGGAGAAUUCGAUUGAGAAUAGCCCUGGAUUGCGCUAG